CUCUUUCUCUCCGCCGCAGAGCCCACGAUGUCGGCCAACAUCACGAUGAAGCCCCUGUGUCCCCUCCUGGAGCAGAUGAGCCGCCUCCAAAGCCACAGCAACUCCAGCAUCCGCUACAUUGACCACGCGUCAGUGCUGCUGCACGGGCUGGCCUCGCUGCUGGGCCUGGUGGAGAACGGACUGAUCCUCUUCGUGGUGGGUUGCUGCAUGCGCCAGACCGUGGUCACCACCUGGGUGCUGCACCUGGCACUGUCUGACCUGCUGGCCACCGCCUCCCUGCCUUUCUUCACCUACUUCCUGGCCGUGGGCCACUCCUGGGAGCUGGGCACCGCCUUCUGCAAGCUGCACUCCUCCAUCUUCUUCCUCAACAUGUUCGCCAGCGGCUUCCUGCUCAGCGCCAUCAGUCUGGACCGCUGCCUGCAGGUGCUGCGGCCUGUGUGGGCGCAGAACCACCGCACGGUGGCCGUGGCCCACAGGGUAUGUCUGGCGCUCUGGGCCCUGGCCGUGCUCAACACCGUGCCCUACUUCAUCUUCCGGGACACCAUCCCGCGGGUGGACGGGCGCAUCAUGUGCUACUACAACGUGCUGCUCCUGAACCCCGGGCCCGACCGCGAUGCCACGUGCAACUCGCGCCAGACGGCCCUGGCCGUCAGCAAGUUCCUGCUGGCCUUCGCGGUGCCGCUGGCCAUCAUCGCCUCGAGCCACGCGGCCGUGAGCGUGCAUUUGCGCCACCGAGGCCGCCGGCGGCCCGGCCGCUUCGUGCGCCUGGUGACGGCCGUGGUGGCGGCCUUCGCGCUCUGCUGGGGGCCCUACCACGUGUUCAGCGUGCUGGAGGCGCGGGCGCACGCGGACCCGGCGCUGCGGCCGCUCGUGUGGCGCGGGCUGCCGUUCGUCACCAGCCUGGCUUUUGUCAACAGCGUGGUCAACCCGCUGCUGUACGUGUUCACCUGCCCCGACGUGCUGCGCAAGCUGCGGCGCUCGCUGCGGAGCGUGCUGGAGAGCGUGCUGGUGGACGACAGCGAGCUGGGCGGCGGGGGCAGCAGCCGCCGCCGCCGCCGCACCUCCUCCACCUCGGCCUCCUCCUUCUCGCUGGGCGGCCGCCGCCUGUCCCCGCUCGUGCCCGCAGGCCUGCUCGGCUGGCUGCGGGGUGGCCGCGCGGCGCCCCCGCAGAGGGACCGGGCCCGAUCCCAGGACGAGCGGGGCCCCCUGAACCGGGCUCUGCGCACCACCUCGGCGUAGCAGGCACGGGCCGGGGGAUCGCCAGGCUCGGACCAUUCUCCCCACGCCCCCGGGAGGCAAGGGCAGGGAGCGAUCGCGCGCAGCAGCUUCCCCAGGGCCCGGACGUUUAGUCGGAGGCUAAGGAAUCUGCAUGUUAAAGCGCCCCACGUGACUCAGUGAAUCCUUUUCAGAAACGAAGUGAGCUAAAGCCGUGCUUCUCAGACUUUCUUAUGCGGGAGUCACCCAGGGAUCCUGUCUGCUUGAACGCGCCGCCGGGCGGGUGUGCUGACAAUCUGCAUUUCUAACAAGCCCCCAGGAGGCGAUGGGACCACACUCGGAGUAAUGCGAGCUCAGCAUCCCAGGGCCUGGUGCAGAGUUGGUGUGGUACACGUUUGGUGGAUGGAACGGCAGCGGAAGAGCCAGGGGAGAGACUCUCCUGGGAUCUUGGUCCAGUGUUCCCUGUGCCACCACCCGCAGCUGGGCUCCCAGCGUUUAC
Molecule: messenger RNA, 1714 nt
Organism: Balaenoptera musculus (blue whale)
Lineage: Eukaryota; Metazoa; Chordata; Mammalia; Artiodactyla; Balaenopteridae
Gene: PTGDR2
Product: prostaglandin D2 receptor 2
Exons: 2
Coding region: 28-1239 (403 amino acids)
Biological process (GO): positive regulation of cytosolic calcium ion concentration; inflammatory response; phospholipase C-activating G protein-coupled receptor signaling pathway
Cellular component (GO): plasma membrane
Molecular function (GO): complement receptor activity; G protein-coupled receptor activity
Source: RefSeq, a predicted model, not a curated record